Messenger RNA from Culicoides brevitarsis, 2360 nucleotides. RefSeq names its product mitotic spindle assembly checkpoint protein MAD1 (gene Mad1). Gene Ontology annotation, biological process: attachment of mitotic spindle microtubules to kinetochore; mitotic spindle assembly checkpoint signaling. The record is from RefSeq and is a predicted model, not a curated record. Gene Ontology annotation, cellular component: nuclear envelope; mitotic spindle; kinetochore. The transcript is spliced from 2 exons. The coding region runs from base 93 to 2297 and encodes 734 amino acids. NCBI's taxonomy places the organism in Eukaryota, Metazoa, Arthropoda, Insecta, Diptera, Ceratopogonidae.
AUUACCAAACACCGGCCAAAUUUUGGCAAAAAACCACAAAAGCCUCAUCUUAACUUUACGCGAAAGUUACAAAAACCCGUUUGCUCGCCAUCAUGGACGAGAUAAAGUCGAAUUUCGACCGAGAAAUUGAGGCACAAUUCACAGACAAGUACCCGAAGCCGAAACGUCUCAGUUUUGACUACCUAAACACAACAUUCGAGAAUGCAACAACAAAGAAACGCAAGCUGAGUGAUGCUGGCGCCGAGAAAAAUGACGAAUUUUCGUCGUGUAAUGCGAGCAAUUCGUCUCUUAACAUGAGUUCGUGGGAGACACGCAUUCUAAAAGCGGAUCUCGUUGAAGCCCAAUCACGCAUCAUCUCGCUAAAGAAGGAAAUUGAGCAACAAAACAGGAUUCGGAGCGAAAUGGAACUCAAUUUUCAGCACAAAAUUGACCAAUUGACGAAGGAAACGACGCACAAAACCGCCAAAGUUGACGAACUCGAGAAAAUGACAAAGGCUUUGAGAAAGUCUGAACGAAAAUAUCGCGAAGCAGCGACAAAAGCGAAUGCGGAACUGAGUGAGUACAAAACGGAAGCGGAUGAACGAUAUUUUACGCUGGAACAAGAAUUCGAGGAUUUUCAACAAACAGCGAGAUCUUCCGAAUUCGAGUAUACAAACGAAAUUUCCGAACUUACGCGAGCCUUGAACGAAGAACAGAUGAACAAGGAGCUGUUGCAAUCAGAAAAUGCCCGUUUGGAAGCGAGAAAUGCCGAACUGGAAGAACGUCAAGCAGAAAUGGAUGCAAUCCGCAAGUCUUUCGAAGAGGAACAAACAAAACUCGCCCUCGCCGAAUCAAAAAUCAAAACUCUGGAAUACGAGUUGGCAGGUUACGGCGAAUAUCAAGGCUUGGCAAAAGUCACGAAAGAACGUUUGAACAAAUUUGACGAGAUGGAACGCGAAGUCGAACGUCUCACGACGAAAAAUAAGCAACUUUACGACUUAAUUGGCGGCAAACUCCUGAUGGAAGAGCAAAUUCACGAUCUCAAAUCGCGUCUCGAGAAUGCCGACAAGGAACGAGAAGAACUUGUGCAAAUUCGCGUCAAAUUCGACGCUUUGGAACAAGAAUUGCAAGAAUGGAAAAAACUCGCUGCUGAUUACAUUCCAAAUGAUUUCAAUCCGGGCCCGGCAAUGCUUCGACGAAAAAUUGACGACAUCUUGCAAAAAGACUUGCAAAUUGCGAAUGACUCGGCUGCGGCAAAAUCCGAAAAAGCAUUGAUGGAAUGCGAAAAAGACGAGCUCAAGACACAAGCGGAAUUGCAAAAGAAACAAAUUGAGGAUUUGCAACGAGGAUUGAAACAUCAUCAGACAAUUUUGUCGCGAUUGCAGAAGAAAUUGCAACUCGUAGCGAAGGAACGGGAUGCUUACAAGCAACUUUUGGACAAUUACGAGAAGGAUUUGACGAUUUCUUCCGCAUCAUCAUUAAACGCUCCCGACUCACAAACUCGUCUCCGCAUCGACAAUCUCGAGAAAACACUCGCCGGUUACAAAGACGUUUGUGCUCGCCUCGAACAAGAACUCGAAGCUGCCAAAGCGACGCCUUCUGAUUUCUCCAACAACAUAUCCGAGCAAUUUGAGGUCAUGAAAAAAGAACUCAAUCUCAUUCGUACGGAAAAUGAGCGUUUACGCCGCCGCAAAGACGAACUCGAACUCGAGUUGGAAAAUCACUUAUUACGUGCAUCCGUUAUGGGACCUCAACAAUCCAGCCAACAACCCUCGUCACGUAAAAUUUUGCAUUUCAGCAACAAUCCUGCCAGCGAAGCGCAUCGUUCGCACAUGCUCGAAAUCGAAAAAUUACAAGCCGAAGUCGAACGUCUCAAGAAAAAGUGCAAAAAACUCGAAGAAGGCAACUUGGAGUUGACAACUCGCUUACAAGACGAAUCCAUGAUGACGAUGAACUUGAAGGACAUCAACAAGCUAACGGAGAAAAACAAAUCUUUGGAAGCCAAAAACAAACAUUUGAAGGAAAUUUACAAAUCCAUGUCGCAAGAACUGCGAGAAGUUGUCUACAUGUUGUUUGGAUUUCGUGUCGAUCGUGUCGGAAACGGACUUUAUCGUAUCUCAUCGAUGUACGCGGAUGCUCCUGAGGAUUUUUUGAAUGUUCGUUUGAGCCCCGAGGGAUCUUUAGACUUGCUUGAAUCCGAUUAUUAUGAAAGUUUGUCGGAUCUAAUUCAAUCGACGCUCGCCAUGCACAGCUCGAUGCCCGCUUUUUUGAGUACACUCACUUUAGAGUUGUUUAAUCGCACAACGAUGUGCAUGUAAAAAAUUUCGUUUUAGGAAAAAAAUUGAAAAUUGUAAUAAAAAAUUGAAAUAUCUCUUAAUAAU